CUUAGGGCUCUACACGAGUCCACUGCAAUUCUGUGAAUCUACAGUUAAAUCGACGGUGAUGGCGGGUUCGUCUGACGACGACAACGACGUGGAAGGCAUCAAAAUUUACAGGAGCCGCGGAGUUGUGGUUAAAAUAACAAAUAACACGAAGUUCACGUUGGGAGAUGCGAGGUACUACAUGGAGAGUGGAACUCACAAAGCCUUCCCUAAAACCCCAAUAAAUCCGGACGGGCAAGGCCUCUAUGGCUUCCACAAGAAGAUUGGGCUGAGCGGCUGUCAUGGGACCAUGACUCUCCGCUUCAGCGGCCACGAUCACUGCCUGAAAAUCUUCUUCAAAAACAUGCCAGGUGCCGGCCCGAAAUCAUUCUCCGUGUGCGUCGAAAAUGACCCCGUGUACGACAUCGGCCUGCGCACGCAUAAUGAGAUGAUCAGGAACCAAAUAAGCCCGAGCAGCACGUUCAGCCAAGCGCCGGCGGGCAACGAGGUGUCGGUGACGAAUGAGGAGCUGAUGGUGCGGGCGAGGGCAUCAAUGAGCGAACAGAAGAGGGCAGUUAUCUUCUUAACGGUGGAGUCGAUGAUGCCCAAGCCCCUCUCCCCGUUCGCCCCACCUCAGGUCGAAGAAGAAGAGACACAGGGGCAUAGCCACGACCAGAUGGCGCACGCAAGGCCGGGGACCGAAUUGGUGGUGUACAAAGGCAAGACUGUGGAAGCCAUCCUGGCUGGAAUGAGCACAAACAUCAAAGUGGCCAUCGAGAUCAGCAACAAGUCGAAAUACACCCUGCACAAACAAUCAUGUUUCCUGGAUGCUGGUGUGGAGGAAUACUCCCCACACUCAGAAAUCAUCUCCGGUGAGAAGCGAGCCUGUGGCUUCCGUAAGCUCAACAUGUCACUGAAGGGCUGUUACGGGGUCCUGCGCUACUGCAUCAAGGACAACAGCAAGUGCCUGGACAUCAUGUUCAGCAACCCCUACUCGAGCGGCGUCUUCAGCCGAGAGGUGGCCAUACAGCUGCAGGACCUCGCCAACGUGGCCGCACCAUCCGCCAGGCUCCUGACCGAGAUGUACAACUCGAAGGUGACGGAGGAUACGUUCGACAAGAAAGGAGCGGGGGACUCCAACGCCGUGGUGGAGGACAAAAAGGAAUUGAACAUUAAGGUGACGGCCAACAUGCAGGACAGCGCAGAGUCCAUCGUCCGUAUAGAGCUGACGGAUAUUCCUCACGCAAAGCAGAUCAUUGUAAAGAGCUCUCCAGCCAUAAGCGAGUAGGGUUGCGCUUUAAAAUCACCAUCAUCAGAUUGA
This is a messenger RNA of Lethenteron reissneri (Far Eastern brook lamprey), 1297 nucleotides long. RefSeq lists its product as uncharacterized. Lineage: Eukaryota; Metazoa; Chordata; Hyperoartia; Petromyzontiformes; Petromyzontidae. The record is from RefSeq and is a predicted model, not a curated record.